UGGCGGGCGGAAACGGCCAGAGCGUGGCUAUCCAAAAAGUUUCUAGGAGCUCUCUGCGCUCACCGGUUCCCUUCGGACGGCAGGCCGGCGCGUCUGUGUUUCUGCCUGGCCCAGUCCCUCCCGGCCCUCCGCCCUCAGGUUCUUUUUAUAAUUUUGAGUAAACUUCCAGGAGGACUAUGAAAGAUUAUGAUGAACUUCUCAAAUACUAUGAAUUAUAUGAAACUGUUGGGACAGGUGGCUUUGCAAAGGUCAAACUUGCCUUCCAUAUCCUCACUGGAGAACUGGUAGCUAUAAAAAUCAUGGAUAAAAAUGCACUAGGGAGUGAUUUGCCCCGGGUCAAAACAGAAAUUGAUGCCUUGAAGAACUUGAGACAUCAGCAUAUAUGUCAACUCUACCAUGUGAUAGAGACAGCCAACAAAAUAUUCAUGGUUCUCGAGUAUUGCCCUGGAGGAGAGCUGUUUGACUACAUAAUUUCCCAGGAUCGCCUGUCGGAGGAGGAGACCCGAGUUGUCUUCCGUCAGAUAGUGUCUGCAGUUGCUUACGUGCACAGCCAAGGCUUUGCUCACAGGGACCUCAAACCAGAAAAUUUGUUGUUUGAUGAAGAUCAUAAAUUAAAGCUGAUCGACUUUGGUCUCUGUGCAAAACCCAAGGGUAACAAGGACUAUCACCUGCAGACAUGCUGUGGGAGUCUUGCUUAUGCAGCACCUGAGUUAAUACAAGGCAAAUCAUAUCUGGGAUCAGAGGCAGAUGUUUGGAGCAUGGGCAUACUCCUAUAUGUACUUAUGUGUGGCUUUCUACCAUUCGAUGAUGAUAAUGUCAUGGCUUUGUACAAGAAGAUUAUGAGAGGGAAAUAUGAGGUUCCUAAGUGGCUCUCCCCCAGUAGUAUUCUGCUUCUUCAACAAAUGCUACAGGUGGACCCAAAGAAACGGAUUUCUGUGAAAAAUCUAUUGAACCAUCCCUGGAUCAUGCAAGAUUACAACUGUCCUGUUGAGUGGCAAAGCAAGACUCCUUCUAGCUUAACAGAAGACACUUGGAUCUCCCCUGCUUCUGCAUUGUUUUGCUAUGAUGUUUUGAUUGGAGAUCCUCAGGGGUCUACAGACCAUACCCUUAUUCACCUUGAUGAAGAUUGUGUAACGGAACUUUCUGUAUAUCACAGAAACAACAGGCAAACAAUGGAGGAUUUAAUUUCACUGUGGCAGUAUGAUCACCUCACAGCUACUUAUCUUCUACUCCUAGCCAAGAAGGCUCGGGGAAAACCAGUUCGUUUAAGGCUUCUUUCUUCCUGUGGACAAGCCAACUCGACUGCAGUCACAAACAUCAAGUCAAAGAAUCUGAGUCUAGAAGAUGUGAUCGCCAGUGAUGAAAAUUAUGUGGCUGGAUUAAUAGACUAUGAAUGGUGUGAAGACAUUUCAUCAACAGGUGUGGCUACUCCACAAACACCACAGUUUGCCAAGCAUUGGACAGAGUCAAAUGGUCUGGAAUCUAAAUCAUUAACUCCAGUAUUACGCACAGCAUCUGUCAAUAAAUUAAAGAACAAAGAGAAUGUAUAUACUCCUAAGUCUGCUGUAAAGAAUGACGAGUGCUUUUCAUUUCCUGAACCAAAGACUCCAGUUAAUAAGAACCAGCAUAAAAGAGAAAUACUCACUACACCAAAUCAUUACAGUACACCUUCAAAAGCUAGAAACCAGUGCCUGAAAGAGACCCCAGUUAAAAUGCCGGUAAAUUCAGCAGGAACAGAGAAGUUAAUAACAGGUGUCAUUAGCCCUGAGAGGCGGUGUCGCUCAGUGGAACUCAACCUUAACCAAGUACAUGUAGAGGAUACUCCAAAAAGAAAAGGAACCAAAGUGUUUGGGAGCCUUGAGAAGGGGUUGGAUAAGGUUAUCACUGUGCUUACCAGGAGCAAAAGGAAGGGCUCGGCCAAAGAUGGGCCAAGAAGACUAAAGCCUCACUAUAACGUGACUACAACCAGAUUAGUGAAUCCAGAUCAACUCUUGAAUGAAAUAAUGUCUAUUCUUCCAAAGAAGCACGUUGACUUUGUACAAAAGGGCUAUACACUGAAGUGUCAAACACAGUCAGAUUUUGGCAAAGUGACAAUGCAGUUUGAGCUAGAAGUGUGCCAGCUUCAAAAACCCGACGUGGUGGGUAUCAGGAGGCAGCGGCUUAAGGGUGAUGCCUGGGUUUACAAGAGAUUAGUGGAAGACAUCCUGUCUAGCUGCAAGGUUUAAUUGAUGAAUGGUUUCCAUCCUGCCUGAUGAGUAUGGGUGUGAUACAGCCUACAUGGAGCCUGGUGUGAUGGGUUUGAUUUUUAAAGUCCUCUGGAACUGCGAACUCGUUUCUAAAGAGCUAUUUUAAAGACCAAUAUCUUUUUGUUUUUAAACAAAAGAUAUUAUUUCGUGGAUGAAUCUAAGGCAAGCCUCUCUGUCAUUAUCUCUUACUGUCUUUUUUAAUCAUGUGCUUUGUAUAUUAAUAACUGUUGACUUUCUUAGAUUCACUUCCAUACAUGAGUGUAAGCUCUUAACUAUGUCUCCUUUUAAUGUGUAAUUUCUUUCUGAAAUAAAACCAUUUGUGAAUAUAGCA
Molecule: messenger RNA, 2577 nt
Organism: Orcinus orca (killer whale)
Lineage: Eukaryota; Metazoa; Chordata; Mammalia; Artiodactyla; Delphinidae
Gene: MELK
Product: maternal embryonic leucine zipper kinase
Exons: 19
Coding region: 177-2225 (682 amino acids)
Biological process (GO): intracellular signal transduction; microtubule cytoskeleton organization; protein phosphorylation
Cellular component (GO): cytoplasm
Molecular function (GO): protein serine/threonine kinase activity; ATP binding; tau-protein kinase activity
Source: RefSeq, a predicted model, not a curated record